This is a messenger RNA of Patiria miniata (bat star), 2141 nucleotides long. RefSeq names its product CAP-Gly domain-containing linker protein 1-like. The transcript has 5 exons. NCBI's taxonomy places the organism in Eukaryota, Metazoa, Echinodermata, Asteroidea, Valvatida, Asterinidae. Bases 167 to 1354 code for a protein of 395 amino acids. The record is from RefSeq and is a predicted model, not a curated record.
AUUCACCGCAAUCAAGUUUUUUUUUUAGCACCUGUCAAGUUUGCAUGCUCGCAAAUUGAUUGGAGUCGGUGGAAAUUACUUAAUCGAAUGUGUAUGAAAUCUCUUCUCGGUGUAGACUUUCUUUCCAUCAUGCACCCCGAGUGAACUUAACAUUGCAGCAAGAGUCAUGUCUCAAAACACGUAUAACUCGAACGGAAAGCCGUCCAAACACGAGCAAGCAGACCAGGACGAACGCCUGACCAACAGACACAUUCAAACUCUCAGUUUUCUGCAGGACGUUGCUAGGGAAAACAAGGAAUUAAAAGCACGCGUUGACGAACUGGAGGCUGAGCUGAGUCAAUGCAGCGAUCUGCACGCCCUGGGCAGGGAAACCAAGCAACGCAUCCAGAGACUUCAGGAUGACUUCAACAGGCGUCUGGACCACAACAACAAGACGCUGACGCAGAAACACAAGGAUGAGAUUAUGCGGUUAGUGUCCUCAAAACUGGAGGCAGAAACGCAAUGGCUUCAAGAUCGGGAACAGCUGGAAGCUCUGAUUCGCGCUCACGAAGAGAAGAACGCUAAACUGACGGACCAGUUGGACCAGUUGAAGAAGCACGACCUCAAACUGGACGUUCUGAACCAGCAGCUUGACAAAACCAUCACCCAGGUUUUGGAACUGAAGACAGCAAACGAGCGUCUGACUGCAGAGAGCACCCGCCUGGCCAACGAGAACAUUGGCCUGAAGGCCGAUGCCGGCAAGCUUCAGGAUUGCGAGUCCCAUCGAGAGCAGCUGACGUUCGAGCUGGGCGAGACUCAGCAGAAGAUCAAGGAGUUCUCGUUUAAGAUAAGCCAGCUGGAGAAGGACCUGGCAUCCGCCGAGGAAUCUAAGGCCGAGAGGAGCUCAGAUGACGAGAAGUUAAAGAAGCAGGUCCACAAGUUAACUAAGGAGGUUGCUGGGUAUCAGAAGCUGAUCACGGAGCAGCACGAGAUGGAAAGAGGUCUCAGAGAGGAACUGGAGGACAGGACGGCUGAGCUAGAACACGAGCUCUCCGAGAGGGACAGGAUGCUGGUCUUCAUUGAGAGACUACAGGAGGAGCUCAGGAAGAGGCAACUCGCCGGGAAGGAAGCAAGAGCCGAGAAAACGGAAGGGAUGAACUUCAGGGAGUUUGUGCACCUCAAGCGGGAGGUGAACCACCUCCGGGAGGAGAACGAGGAACUGCGUCUGGCUGACAGGGUCAAGCCGCUGGCCCUGCCGAGCCUGAAGGCGGCCUCGCCGGGAGGUGACGGCAACAAGGAGAGAAGAAGUAAAGGAAGCAGGCACAGCGCUACUUCCUCCAAGUCGACCAUUCUCAGCAUAGCGAACGUCAGGUAACACACGUCGGUGUGCUUAAAAAUUGAAUAGCCAUGCCGAAACGCAAAGAUAUGAGUGUAAAGAUAAUGUGAAAACUGUGUGAUACAGUCGGGAAAAGGCUUUCUUGAAUAAGCUUCCUUGAGCCGUCCAGACUUCACUGCAAUGUAUAUUUUCACUGGUCUGUUGAAGUUUUAAGCUGCAGCUCUACCUUCAAUGAGCAUAUGUUGUUUUGAACCUCCCUUUGCAACAGAUAGAGACUGCUUCAGUAUAAUAAUAAUAAUAAUAAUAAUGGCAUUUAUAUUGCGCAAAAUGCAUAAACAUAUGUUCCAAUGCGCAUUACACUACAAAUUACAUGAUGAAUAAAACCGUAUUGUUAGAAUCAAAACUACAAUACCAUACAAUUAUAAAGUAAAACCAUCAAAAUUCAUAGGGUAAACAUCUAAAUUUCUAUUGAACCAUUAAAAAUCACCGAGUGCACAAUUACACAUAAAAAGCCUUCUGAAAUGAAAAGGUCUUCACCUCGCAUUUAAAACUCCCCAGUGUUUCUUGGCAUCUAAUGUGACCAGGUAACUGAUUUCAAAGCUGAGGACCAGCCACCAUAAAUGCUCUCUCCCUGAGUUUAUUAGAAGUACAAGGGGGGACCUGUAACUUCAGCUGGCAAGAUGAUCUAAGAGAAUAUGAGGACCCACUCAACUGAAUAAAAUUACUAAUGCAAGUGGGUGAGAUCUUAUGGACAGAUUUAAAAACAAACAAGAGAAUCUUAAACCAGAUGCGAUAUUUAACUGGCAGUCAGUGUAAAUUCUGGAGG